AUGAGUGACUGGCAGCAGGAAGCUGCCAAUGCCACCUGGAACGACGGCGGUGACGCGGGAGGUGAUAAGUGGAACGAUGGAGGCGAUGGCUUCGGUGCUGGUGCCACCAACGACAUGGCCGUUGUCGCAGCUGAUGACAACGCGAAUGGGGAUACCUGCCGCAACUGCGGACAGGCCGGCCACUUCGCUCGUGAAUGUCCGGAACCGAGAAAGCCCUCUGGGGCAUGUUUCAACUGUGGCCAGGAAGGGUAUGACACGCUCCCAUUUGACAUCAAGACUUUUUCUCUUUUGGCUGACACCCUGAAAACAGUCACAACAAGAGCGACUGCCCAAACCCUCGUGUUUUCACCGGCACCUGUCGUAUCUGUGAAAAAGAAGGACAUCCAGCUGCUGAAUGUCCUGACCGUCCCCCAGAUAUCUGCAAGAACUGCAAGGGAGAAGGUAUAG
This is a messenger RNA of Trichophyton benhamiae CBS 112371, 447 nucleotides long. RefSeq names its product zinc knuckle domain protein (Byr3), putative. Gene Ontology annotation, molecular function: nucleic acid binding; zinc ion binding. NCBI's taxonomy places the organism in Eukaryota, Fungi, Ascomycota, Eurotiomycetes, Onygenales, Arthrodermataceae. The record is from RefSeq and is a predicted model, not a curated record. The transcript is spliced from 3 exons. The coding region runs from base 1 to 447 and encodes 148 amino acids.